This is a messenger RNA of Phalacrocorax carbo (great cormorant), 6234 nucleotides long. Lineage: Eukaryota; Metazoa; Chordata; Aves; Suliformes; Phalacrocoracidae. The record is from RefSeq and is a predicted model, not a curated record.
GAGAGAGAGGGAGGGAAAGAAAAGACCCCUUUUACUGUGCGAGAUCUUAAGGGGGUUUGGAGAUCUGGUCAACUUUCAAGAACAUCUGAAUCCUCUUAGAGCGCCCUGGCCCAGCUGUGAGUGUGUGUGUAUGCGAGAGGGAGAGAGAAAAAGAGGUUCCUGGUGCCCCUCCAAGCGCAUUAAGGACACUCGGGCCUUUUAAUUUUAGGAAUGAAUGCUGAUACUUGUGUUUCUUAUUGUGAUCCGGCUGCCAUGGAUUCCUACUACAACGCAGCCUCCCAGGGCACAGAAGGCUCCUCGCCUUUUAGGGCAUUUCAAGCAAGUGACAAGUUCAGCCCUACUUUCCUGGCCAGCAAAGGACAAGGCUUUGGUGACAGCAGCACUAAGUGCCGGAGCCGCUACAGCCAGCAGGAAUGUCAGUCCCUGGAUGGCAGAGUCCAGGCUCCCGGCUCCGGCGGGUCUCCGGCCUCCUUUAACAAAUACCCUCCGCAGCAGCAGCACCUCUACAUGCAGCGAGGCCCCUGCAAAACGCCCCCGGAGAGCAACCUUAAGCUGCAAGAGAGCAGCGGCCACAACGGAGCUCUGCAGGUCUCCUGUUACGGUAAGGAGAGCAGUUUGGGAGAGGCCGACUUGCAGCCGAGUUCUGACCCUUCGGGAAUGGACAGCAGCUACCUCAGCAUGAAGGAGGCUGGGGUGAAAGUGCCCCAGGACAGGGCCAGCACAGAUCUUCCCAGCCCCAUGGACAAGGCUGACUCGGAGAGCAACAAGGGCAAAAAGCGGAGGAACCGCACCACCUUCACUAGUUACCAGCUGGAGGAACUGGAGAAGGUCUUCCAGAAGACCCACUACCCAGACGUCUAUGCCAGGGAGCAGCUAGCCAUGAGGACGGACCUCACCGAGGCUCGCGUACAGGUGUGGUUUCAGAACCGACGAGCAAAAUGGCGCAAGCGGGAGCGGUUCGGCCAGAUGCAGCAGGUCCGAACCCACUUCUCCACUGCCUACGAGCUGCCCCUGCUCACCCGUGCUGAGAACUAUGCCCAGAUCCAGAACCCUUCCUGGAUCGGCAACAACGGCACCGCUUCCCCCGUGCCCGCCUGCGUGGUCCCUUGCGAGACAGUGCCCUCCUGCAUGUCCCCCCAUGCUCACCCCCACACAGCCGGCAGCGUCUCCGAGUUCCUUGGUGUCUCUGGCCCUGGCAGCCACGUGGGACAGACUCACAUGGGUGGCCUCUUUGGCACAGCCGGGAUGAGCCCCGGCCUCAAUGGCUAUGAGCUGAACAGCGAGCCGGACCGCAAGACCUCCAGCAUCGCUGCCCUGAGGAUGAAAGCGAAGGAGCACAGCGCCGCUAUCUCCUGGGCAACAUGACAGGGCUACAGCCCAAUGCCCGCGAGACAUGGAGAGGGCACAUGGGGACAGCCAAAUAAAUCCAUCCGCUUGGACGCCGGACAGCAGUUGCCUCCUUGGGGAUCUGAAUGCAGCACUUUUAGCUACCCUGGUAUAUAAAGUACAUACAUUAAAGUAAGCGGAGGGUUUCCAGCAUGAACACGGCACCUCCCAGCUCCUGGGAUCAGGCUGGUAGAGGGAAGCUGUGAAGCAGCACCUCUUCCAGUGAGAUCUGGGUUGGGAUGCGUCCCCUCUCACUGCCACCUCCCCAGUAACCUGGGCAUUUUUUCUCCCUGCUCCUUUUUCUGACACCAGAGCUGCCUCUCCAAAGACCAAGAGCCUGCUGGCAUUGCAGCAGCUUGCCCCAUCCUGUCACUCCACACAAGUGCUCCCCCACACCCUCACACUUUUCCCCUCCUGAUUUGUUGACGGUGUUGCUCAGAUCUGUGCUGCCCUGGGCAGGAGACUGGAUGGGGACUCUGGCACCAGCAAAGAGACACCUCUCAGGCUGCUCCCAUCCUCUUAGCAGGAGCCACAGCUUCCCACAGCUGACCAGGGAACAGGGCUGGGAAGAUACCCAAGGGUAGAAAAAGGGCAACAUUACCCCAUCUCCUUCUACUCUGCUUCCUCUUCCUCUUGCAGUCUGAGGUGAAGCACAGAGCCUUAGAGGCCUGUGAAGGGAAUGUCUCUCUUCCCAAUACAGCAUGGUGCCACCACACUGGGAAUCUUUGCCAGCUCUCUGGUUGCCUGGCUGGAGGUGCACCCCAGCAGAUUAUAGCUUCCCAGCACGGCUAGCUGGCCCAGGGAGUACCUUGGCUUUGCUUUGCCACAGUCAUGGUCAAUGUAGAGGCUUAUGUGCAUGGUGGGGCCGCAAAAUGUUUUCUCUGGCUUUCACUGGGUUGGGAAUUAUUAUCCUCAGUUUAGAGACAGCAGCUAUGGGAGGGGAGUACUGUUGCUGGGUAAAUCCACAGAUCCCCAGACUGCUCUGAGAAAGAGCGCAAGUGCUAGCACACAGCUGUGGUUGCAUGAGGCCAUCGAAUUCCUCAUACACCUUGUCCUGGGGUCAGAUUUGUGCAAUGACAGCCUUUCCCUGCAGCCCUUGCCCAGGGCCCCUCUGCACACAGCAGCUGCAGGCAUCUCCGUGUGGGGGACAGUGCAGGGAGCAGGCUAGGAAGAGUCCCAAGGCUGCAUGAGGUGAUGCUGCCUCAUCUCCAGCCACCUCAGGUCCUCUUUGCCUUGUAGAGGAAGCAGGAGACACCAGAACUUGCCUGGUUUGUCUGAACCAAUACGCAUCCCGUGGUUUUCCCCAAAGUGCUCUUACCUGCACAUUGCUGUUAAGUAAGAACUUCUUCACAAGGCUGAAUCUCUUCCAAGCUUUUCAGUGACCUUGUAGUGCUAGGAAUAAUUUUGGAACAUUCUUUUACCCCACUGAAUUAUCACCAGGGAAAAGCUGAAGAUCAUCUGACCAUUUUUACCCACACAGCAUGGCUGUGCAGGCUCAGCUUGAGCUAGGGCAGCCAUCUCCGAGCUUUGCAAGGGAACACCAGGAUUUUGCUCCCAUAAAAAUGUGUGUCACACUGUCCUCCCUCCUCAUGCUCAGUGUUAGGGGAUCUUGUAGUUCAAGGUCCAGGAAUAUUUAGUGGUCUUGGAAAGGGCUCCAAAUAAGCUACAACCAAAUGUCAAGUUUCAGGUUAACAAGGCCUACCAAUAUUUCUACAGUGCCUAGACUGCCAUAUGCUACAUAAAUGAUGUACCAUUGCUAGAUCAAAUGUAACAUAUAUUUAUUGGAAUAAGAAAAGACCAGUAGUACUGUCUCUUUUCUCUCCUCAGAAAUGCUAACAGAUGCCUGCCUUGGUGCUCAUGGGAAACCAGCAUGCAUUUAAGCACACCAUGUGUAAGACCAGGGCCUCUCCCAUCACUAACAGCCAGCACUUAUGUCCCAGCCUAAACAUUCAGCUGAGCCAUCAGACAUGAUGGCUUAGGUGCUAAAAGUGAUGCUGAUCACUGAACCAGACAGGAUCAUGCUGACCAGUUGGAGGUGUACAUCGCCCCCACCAUGCACCCCAGAAGACACUGAGGGUCCUGGGCCACCCAGGAACUGGUGGCAGGAGGCAGUUUCUUCAGCAGAUUUUGUGUAGGCAGCUGAGCGUGGUGCUAAGUGCAUUUUCCCAGGUACAUUGGGGAGCGUGAUGCUUCCCAUGGUCAGCAGGCAGUCCUGUGAAGGGUUGCUGCCCGAACAGCCCAGUAACGUUACUGACAAGGCAAAUUAGCACCAGGCAGAAUGGAGGAACGGGCAGUGGGGUAGGCGGGCACAUGAGGAUGGGCUGGCCAUGGCCUGCUGGUACUGAAGGCAGGAGGGCUGUAGCCAUUCAAGAGCUUUGCAGCAUUCCUGACCGAAGGUAAAGGGUAGCUUUUUCUCACAGACUUCCAUCGGGCCAGGAUUUCACCCGAGCUGUUUAACAGCCCAGAGGAUUUAGUGCUGUACCCCUUGUCUUGUUAGAUAUAGAGGAGUCUCCUGGCAGCAGACUUGGCAUUUACAGAGGCUUGGCCCCUGCUUUCUCUCACCUUAAAAUCCACGUGCAAAGCACAUGUUGGACUCACUCAAUAUAUUUUAAAUGCCACCGCGCAUGCCUGGUCCUGAGCCUGCCUCAACGCAUCGCUAUGCGAGGGGGGAUGUGGUUCCCUGGAGUCCUCUGCAGCAGGGCUUCCUUCCCACUGCCUGCCCCUCAAAAGCUUCUGAAUGCAGCUAUUCAGGCAGUUUUUAAGUUACGUGCAUCUGUAUUUACACUCAUUUUUAAAUUAAUUUAAUUUUUUUAAAAGUAGCUGUUAAAUUAAGAAGAAAAACUGUAUAAAUAUAUAUAUAUACUUUUAUAUAUAUAUGUAUCUUAAUCUAGCCAACCUGCGGCUACUGCGUUUCUUCAGGGUCACAAGGUCCAUUCUUGCAAUCUCAAGUUACCAUGAUGAUGCCUUUUUUAAUUAUUAAUAUUAUUAAUACCUUUCAACUCUAUUUAUGACUUUCUUCUCUAUUUAUUUCUUAUUUAGUAUUUUACGCCUGUCCAUACAUUGAGUUGCGAUUUCCUGGCUUGCACUUGCCUUCGAAGCUGCAAGCUUCAUCCCCAGCCACUGCCAAAUGGUCUCAUAAGCGCUGGCUGCCCCGACACCCACCAUGCUAGUGCCCAUGGUGGCAACCUCUGUGGGUGCAGCACCCGGCUAGCUGGGCUCUCUCAGCUUCCCUCUCCUGCCUCAUGGAGGUAGCAAAAUGUUCCUCCUGAGCAGUCCUGGCCAUGCAGCAGGUAGCCUACAAGGGGGCUGCCUUACGUUGCCCAUGGUUAGAAACACCAGAGAGAUGUCCCAGAGCUUUGAGAGUAGGAGGCAAACGGUGAGAGUAGCACAGGUUCCCAGCACUCGCUUAUGGGUGGUCAGGUGCCACGUACUACCAAGUACUCAGAGGCACUUCUCGCCUACAAGCAACAGUUAGUUGUUUGGUAGCAACUGCAAACCAGUGGUGACCUAGGCUUGGGGUUUGCUAGGCCCUCUGGUGUCCAGGCUCUAAGGGCUGCUGUGUCUGAACAAGCUCACGAGGAGUGAGACAGGGGCCAGGUCAGCCCACUGCCAGUGCUGCCGCCUGCCCGCGCUCCUAGCAGGCUCUCCAGCCAGCAGCUGGGCUCCCGCUGCCUCCUCUUGAACAUGCUACUUAGUUCGGGUCUCACCGGUGUAGCAUCUACCUGGGUACAGCCCACAGGAAAGAGGACCAAGACAGCAAGGUGAAGGAGAACCAGCUGCCUUCUCGUUCAGAGACCACGGCAGCGUGCGAGCAAGCACACGUCCCUGCCAGAGCACACAUCCCUGCUGGAAUGUGCCUGGCUGGAGCCAUGAGCAUGGGCAGGGUGUUAGGGGAAGGCCAUGCACAGGGACAGCAUGUCACACGUAAGGUCACGGAGCUGCAGUGCACAUGACUUUACCUGCCCCAUCAGCCAUGCAGCUGCAGUGCCAACCUAGGCCAUGUAGCCAGUGUGCUGCCCGAGUAGGGCUACCAGCUGGGUUUCUCUGGCAGUGGAGGUGCUUGAGGGAGGUGAGGCACAUUUUCCUGUUUCCCAGAGUACACCCAGACAGGGCACAUGUUGUAAAACACUCUCCAAAGGCAAAAAGGUAGUUCCCUGAAAAAUGUUUCAAAAAUAAUCAAGCAGAGGCAGAGCCCGAGCCCCGUGUUUAUUUCACUGCUCUGACUGACACAGCAAAAAGCAAACAGACCAAAGGAGAAAUUAAACCCAAAUGGGAAAGGGGGGCAGAAUUGGAUGGAAAGUCGCUGAGCAGCUUCCUGAAAGGAGCUGGGAGGAGGCAAUGGAGCGGCCUUGCACCCCCUUAACUCUUUGCUGGUUACACGGUUCCCCACUCCUCCCACAUAGCGAGGUAGGUAGGUAGAACUAGGACUUUUAUACUACUGAUUUUGAAGGACAGUUUUCAAUGUAUAAUAAUAUAUCAGUUUAGGUGUGCAGUGUUUGAAAGAGAGACUGGGAGAAAGAAAGAAAGAAAACAAACCUCAAUCAAUAUUAUUGGUUUUUUGUUGUAAAAUAUUGUAACCUUGUAUAAAUGCAAACUUUUUUUUUUUUCCUUUAGCUUAACAGCCUGGGGUAGAACAUAUUAAAAAAUAAUAAAAAAAACUUUUUAAAAAGUUCAGGAAAAAAAAUCAUUAAAAAUUUUGCCAUGUGAGGUUUGUGCCAUGCAAUGUUCUUGCCUAUGCAGCCAUGUAUUACCAGUUCAUUACAGUGGAAUAUUAAAAAAGAACAAACAGUCUUGCAGCUUGGUUCUUUUUACCUUUUUUGAAGUAAGUUAUUGCACUUGCAGCUUUUU